Molecule: messenger RNA, 794 nt
Organism: Arachis duranensis
Lineage: Eukaryota; Viridiplantae; Streptophyta; Magnoliopsida; Fabales; Fabaceae
Product: CASP-like protein 5A1
Cellular component (GO): membrane
Source: RefSeq, a predicted model, not a curated record
AUGGAAUAAGCAAUGAGUGGUGUUUGGUGGUUAAAGGCACAUAGAAGAGAAUUCAGUUCAGCAUUUCAGCAAACACAUAGUGAGUGAGUGUGAGGACACUAAAAAAUCAUCAAUUUCUCCCUCAAAGACACACAGGGCAUGCCCGGCACCCUCGGCGGCUUCAUCCUCCGCUCCCUUCAGUUCGCCUUCGCCCUCAUCUCCCUCUCCGUCAUGGCCUCCACCUCCGAUUUCCCUACCGUCACUGCUUUCCGCUACCUAGUUGCUGCUGUCAGCCUGCAAUGCUUGUGGAGCCUCUCUUUGGCGAUUGCUGAUGUCUAUGCCAUUUUAAUAAAGCGCGGCUUCCGAAAUUCCAGAGUUUCCAGCUUAUUCUCUAUUGGCGAUGGGAUUACUUCAACACUCACAUUUUCUGCUGCCUGUGCUUCUGCUGGCAUCACAGUCCUAAUUGGCAAUGAUCUGAAUGAUUGUUCACAGAACCAUUGCAGCCGGUUUGAGACAGCAACAGCCAUGGCAUUCAUGAGUUGGUUUGCUGCUUCGCCCUCGUUUAUUUUGAAUUUUUGGACGCUGGCAUCCAAAUAGAAGUAUCAAGGAGAGCUUUUAGUCAUACAUAUUUGCUUAAAUUAUGUGUACUGAAGUCCCUAGUUGUUGCAUAUCAUAUAUUCAAGGGCUUUUUUUUUAAUCCAGUGAAGCAUUUCCACUCUUUUAAGGCACAAGCUUGUAAACUUUAGUGUAGAUGUUAUAUAUUUUAAACGACGAAAUCUUAGUUUUGCAGUCAAAUUAUGUCUUGUGGCACAAAA